Messenger RNA from Dermatophagoides pteronyssinus (European house dust mite), 738 nucleotides. RefSeq lists its product as uncharacterized. Lineage: Eukaryota; Metazoa; Arthropoda; Arachnida; Sarcoptiformes; Pyroglyphidae. The record is from RefSeq and is a predicted model, not a curated record.
UCAAAAAUAACAGAAAUUAUAAUUAAAUAUUGUCAAUAUGAUGAUAAUGAAUUAUUAUUGAAAUUUCGUAAUUAUUUAAUACAAUUUUAUCGAAAAUCUCGUUUUAUUGUCAUUAUUUCUUAUCGAAUGGUUAUCAUUCAAAUAUUGGCUGUUUAUUUUUUGGCAACUUUUUUUGUUUUUUAUCUAUAUCUAGGUGGUCAAAUCAAAUUGAUGAAAUUAAUAAUAACAACAAUAUUUCUUACAAUAUACGUUUGUUAUUGUAUUUUUCUAAUUGGUGAUUCAUUUAUUCAAUUAUCAAAUAAACAAAGAAAAUUAUUCUGGUUUCGAUUUCAUUCUGAUUAUGUCUAUCUUUAUAGUGAAGCUGACAAAUUCAAUUUAACACUUCGAAAUAUAUUAUUAUUCUUUGAAUUGAUGUCAAAAUCUGUAGUCGUAAUUGGUUUAUUAUUUUAUAGUCAUCAAACCAAGAUGCGAAUGCAAAAUACACUUACUACAUUUCUAUUUAUAUCGCUGUUUAUUACAAUAAACAUCUUAAAUUUUCGUAUAGCUCAUAUACCAUCAUAUAAUCGAUUAUGUUGGCUAUCCGUACAUCGUUGGAUUGCUCGAUUACAAUGGUUAAAUUUGGAUCAAAGAAAAUUACUCAAUAGAUUUCCACUAAGAUAUUCAAUUAAAUCACGUCUAUUUCUACAAUCGAUGACCAGAAAUCAAUUUGGUUUUACUUGUGGUCUAUAUAUGCAAUAG